AUGAAUCCGAACAUUUCUACGAGUUUCUUUUCGCGGGAGGCCCUCCUACAAAGACAGGCACGAACACUGCGAUCUCGCAAACUCACCCAGUCAUCAAUAAGAAAUAAGCCGUUGCUCAACGUCAUUCUCGAGGAGGACGAAACUCGAACUUCAUCAAGAUCACCAUCACCCGUGCUCAGUCUGUCAUCGAGUUCAAAAUCUGGCAGCAGCUCUACACACAGCCUUAAGGCAAAACGCAGACGCGCUAUGGCCCAUGUUUCUGACAUUAGGAUCGCCCGUGAGUCAACCCAUGACGACGACAUCGAGCUCUCGCCUCUGCUUCUGUCCGCGCCCCGUCCUGCCCCCUCACCACCAACAAGUUCAUCAGAGUCUCCAGACUCCUUCAGCCUCACAUUUACAAAUGUGGCGUAUAAAUUUCCCCACCCACCUACUCCGUCUAGUCUUGGAGGCUGCGAAUCCCCCACACCCUCAAUGUCAUCGCUUUCUUCCAGUCCUUGCUCCCGACACGGAGAUAUGCCACUUACACCUUCUUCCUCUGACGACGAAUCUUCCACUUCUUCUCGCUCUUUCAACCCCCGUCGCGCGGCAAUCCAACCUCUUGUUAUUGCCAAGCACAAUCCACGUCCAAGUUCGCCAUUUAACGAGAUUUCUCUGUCUUCGUCGUCCCUUCUGGAGCCUUUCAAGGACUCUUCAGAGGAGCCUCAAGUGACUUCGCUUACCUCGGCGUUUAUGGACGACGUAUACUCCUACGACUCUGACCCCGAAUCCGACUCUGAGUGGUACAACCGCGAAUUCUCUGAUUUUUUGUCUCUUUACUCUCCAACCCCAUCGUCGUUCCCUAUACAACAAGCGAGACCGGAAUCUAUGUUUCUUUCAGAGGACAUCGACGUUGCCAGCCCUAAGUCCCAACGCAGGAUUUCGAAGGCCCUACCACCUACUCCAUCCACUCCAGCCUCCAGACGCGAGUCCGUGGUCGUUCCAUCUGCAGAGCCCAAACGCUCUUCUAAGAGGGAAAGCAGGAGGAUCAGUAUUCCCAAGUACCCACCACCUCCAGUACCUACGGCAUCCCGUCCUUCGUCCAUGUCUUCAAGGACUUCAUCCCCGACCUCUGCUCCAGCUUGCAACAAAACACUGCCGCACAGCAUUCGCCGACCACCUCCUCGCAUGAGCAUUCCGCUUGAUUGCGAAUUAGAUUUCGAUUUGGCGGAAAUUGAAGAGGACGACUCCUCGUCCGCUUUCUCUUUUUCUAUGUAUGAAAUUGACCUCGACUACGGAAUCGCAGAGCAACCCAAAAGCUCAGGUAGCUCGGGCUCCGACCCCUCAGUCUACUCGCAGCCUUCCUUUGAGGAGGAAGAGGACCACUUCGACGGACAAGAGAUUACUUUCGAUCUCGAUUACUCGUUGAUGCUCCCUCUUUCUCUCCCCACUACGCCUUUCGAUUUGGAAGCUGACAUCGCUUUGGGACUGGAGAAACUUCGCGUGCAGGAGGAAACUCAAGUCGACUUGCCGACUAUCUCUAUUGAAGAGCAACAACCUGCACCUACACCCGAACCUACACCCGAACCUGAACAGGAGAUCGUUGUGGACGACGUAUUUUCUCCCUCAUCCUCUUCCUCAUUUUCUUUCUCUCCAUCCCCUUCCGUUACCUCACACUCCAACGACUAUUUCCUUGCCGUCCCCUCCUCCAACACCGCAAAACGCCCGCUCUUUAACGAAGAGAAGAUCCUCAAGUCGAAAUGGAGCUCAUCCACCCUCGGCUCCGUGCGCGAGGAACACGAACACCGCGCGUCCGCCUCCAAAUUGCGCCUGUACUUCGGCGGCGGCCAAUCGCCCUCGAAGAGCGGCAAGCGUGGAAGCGCGCAGUCGAACAAAAAGGUACCGCCUACACCGACGUCCCCGUUCUCGCUCAUGACGCCGAGGAAGUCGAGCCGCGGGUACGCUGUGAGCCCCCCACCUUCUGCGUCCCCCAGCUCCCGUGGUCAUUUCAGAGGUACUAGCUCAGAUGUGAUGAUCAUUGGGUACGGGGGUGGUGUGAGGAGGAGAGGUAGUGUCUCGACUGUUAGCGAUGUUGGCAGCGAGGACAGUUCGUCCAGCACUUCGAGUUCGGGGUUGAGGAGGAAACCCAUUCCGAUCGAGAUGUUCCUAAGAAGCGAUAUGCUCAUGAAGAGCACGGCCUGA
Molecule: messenger RNA, 2178 nt
Organism: Psilocybe cubensis
Lineage: Eukaryota; Fungi; Basidiomycota; Agaricomycetes; Agaricales; Agrocybaceae
Exons: 2
Coding region: 1-2178 (725 amino acids)
Source: RefSeq, a predicted model, not a curated record